Molecule: messenger RNA, 303 nt
Organism: Lactuca virosa
Lineage: Eukaryota; Viridiplantae; Streptophyta; Magnoliopsida; Asterales; Asteraceae
Source: the annotation of a GenBank genome assembly
AUGGUAAGCCUAUCUUUCUCCAUAUGGAAGUGCUGCGGACACAUAGAUAUGUGGGUAGAGGAAGCCUCAAAAACCGAAGGCCGAGCUGUAGGUCACGUGACCUGCACCGAGUUGGUGGCUGACUGGGCUUUUGAUUUGAUGAAAGCAGAGAAGCUCGCCUUCUUGUUAUCCAAAAGCAAAAGUAGGUCGAAUCGGUCGGGCCCCUGCCCCGGAACGCCGAAUGAAAUAGGUGGCCGGGUUCUUUUUCUACGACCCUUUUUAUAUGGUAGGCCCAGACCCAGGACCCCUAUCCCUUAUGUUUAG